Rhodotorula toruloides NP11 is the source of this 1902-nucleotide messenger RNA. RefSeq names its product fumarate reductase flavoprotein subunit. Gene Ontology annotation, molecular function: oxidoreductase activity; FMN binding; heme binding. The record is from RefSeq and is a predicted model, not a curated record. NCBI's taxonomy places the organism in Eukaryota, Fungi, Basidiomycota, Microbotryomycetes, Sporidiobolales, Sporidiobolaceae. The transcript is spliced from 17 exons. The coding region runs from base 1 to 1902 and encodes 633 amino acids.
AUGGCGACUCCCCAGGUCAUCGUCGUUGGCGCAGGAUUGUCCGGCCUCUCGGCAGCUCACACGCUCUACGAGAAGGGCGGCAAUGUGCUCGUCCUCGAGAAGAACCCGUUUGCUGGAGGCAACUCGACUAAGGCUACCUCGGGCAUCAACGGCGCCGGUACCAAGGCUCAGCAAGCUCUCGGCAUCAAAGACUCGGCCGCCGCCUUCUUCGCCGACACCAAGAAGUCGGCUCGUGACCUCGCCCGCGACGACUUGAUCGAGGUCCUCACCGGCAAGUCGGCUGAUGCCGUCAACUGGCUUUGCGACCGCUUCAACCUCGACUUGUCGAAGGUGUCGCGUCUCGGCGGUCACUCGUUCGAGCGCACUCACCGUGGUGGAGAGCAGUUCCCUGGCAUGACCAUCACCUACGCCCUGAUGGAGAAGCUCGAAGACCUCGCCGAGUCUGACCCGACGCGCGUCAAGAUUCUCAAGAAGGCCAACGUUCGCAAGCUCGUCAAGGACGGCGACAAGGUCGUUGGCUGCGAGUACGAGUACCAGGGCAAGCAGCACACGGCGCAUGGGCCUGUUAUCCUCGCUACUGGUGGAUACGCCGCCGACUUUGCCCAGGACGGCCUCCUCGCCAAGUACCGCCCCGAGUUGCUCAAGCUCUCGACGACCAACGGCGACCACUGCCAGGGAGACGGUCAGAAGAUGGCGAUGGCCAUCGGAGCGAACGGCAUCGAUCUCGAGAAAGUCCAGGUCCACCCGACCGGUCUCGUUGACCCCCGCGAGCCUGAUGCCAAGGUCAAGUUCCUCGCUGCCGAGGCGCUCCGUGGAGUCGGUGGCUUGCUCGUCAACAAGGAGGGAGACCGCUUUGCGGACGAGUUGGGUCACCGUGACUAUGUCACCGGCCGCAUCUGGGAGGACAACAAGCGCCCUGUUCGCCUUGUCCUGAACGGCCAGGCUGGCAAGGAGAUCGAGUGGCACUGCAAGCACUACGUCGGCCGCGGCCUCAUGAAGAAGUUUGACACGGUCGCCGAUAUCGCCAAGGAGAUGGGCAUCGAAGCCUCGAAGCUCCAGAAGACGUUCAACGAGUACAUGGAGAUCUGCGAAGGCAAGCGCCAGGACCCGUUCGGCAAGAAGUUCUUCCACAACACCAACUGGAAGAACGAGGCCGGACCGUUCUUUGUCGCCCAGAUGGAGCCCGUCCUGCACUACACCAUGGGUGGACUCGAGAUUGACCCGCGCUCGAUGGUCCUCGACUCGAACAAGAAGCCCAUCGAGGGCUUGUUCGCCUCGGGCGAGAUUGCCGGUGGUGUUCACGGCGCCAACCGUCUCGGUGGCUCGUCCCUCCUCGGCUGCGUCGUCUUCGGCCGCGUCGCCGGCGACUCUGCCGCCUCGUACCUCCUCAAGUCGCUCUCGUCCGGCUCGGGUGCAGUCGCCCGUCUCGGACAGGUCAACAACCACCUCGCCCCGCCCUCGACGACUAUUACGAUCGACCCGUCGACUCAGCAGGUCCACCUCACGCUCAACUGGUCCGGCCAGGGUCAGGGUCAGGCGCAGGGGUCGGCCGGAGACGUCAAGCCUCAGGGCGAGUCGACGGCCCAGCAGCCGGCGAAUGAGGUCUCGACUGCUGUCAAGCAGGACGAGGAGACCAAGGCUGGCGGAGGCGAGAAGGCUGCCGAGCAGAAGGAGUACUCGCUCGACGAGGUUGCCAAGCACAACACCAAGGACGACAUCUGGAUCGCCGUCAACGGCCAGGUCCUCAACGUCACGAACUUCCUCAACGACCACCCGGGAGGCGCCAAGGCGUUGCUCCUGUACGCCGGCAAGGAGGCGAGCGAAGAAUUCAAUAUGUUGCACGAUCCGAAGGUCGUCUCGAGGUACGCGCCCGACACCGUCAUCGGCACGUACAAGCAGUGA